Messenger RNA from Colias croceus (clouded yellow), 4243 nucleotides. RefSeq names its product dual specificity testis-specific protein kinase 1 (gene cdi). Gene Ontology annotation, cellular component: nucleus; cytoplasm. Gene Ontology annotation, biological process: protein phosphorylation; actin cytoskeleton organization. Gene Ontology annotation, molecular function: protein serine/threonine kinase activity; ATP binding. Lineage: Eukaryota; Metazoa; Arthropoda; Insecta; Lepidoptera; Pieridae. The coding region runs from base 363 to 2837 and encodes 824 amino acids. The record is from RefSeq and is a predicted model, not a curated record. The transcript is spliced from 10 exons.
UAUUGCUCGCUUUGCUUCUGGUUUUCGUAACUUUGCUUGUGUACGCGCGUCGUCAGUCAAUGAGACUGAUCGUUUUGAACGUUUCUUGUUUAACAAAACAAACUGAUUCAAAUAAUAAAAAAUAAAUUAAAUCUUAAAUAAAACCAAACGAAAACACAAAAUAAAACUCGAAUGCGUCGUAGAUAUGUGAAAGUGACAGUCGUUUAAUAUCGAAUUCUUUUUUUGUGUGAAAUAACAAUGUUAAUUCGCAUAGUUUCAAGUACCGCCACAUAAACAUUGUGAAGCGAAUGUUAUUAUGUGUGAUCGGGGAUCAUUAUGUUCGAAGUGGGAUAAACCAUACGAGUUUAUGAUUAUCUACUAGAAUGCAAGACGAGUAUUUGGAGACUUCGACGAGGAACUUCGAGCGGCGGCGGCCUACGAAGGUGUUGAAGAUAGCAGAGAGUUUUACUAACUUGGAUGAGACUGCUAAGUCGGGACGAUUCGUGCGUGGCCCUCAUUCGAGGACCGGGAGACGGUACCUGGAGAACGGUGGUAGGAAUAAGCGCGGGUGUUGUGAUGAUGAUUGUGCGGAGUCGAGUGCUAGUGAUGGUGAAAAACUUGGUGAUCGAAGAGUCACGGGCUCGUCGUGCACGGCCCUUCGGACUGCUGUAGCUGCUCUGUAUCCAUUUGACGACUUCAUCUUGGAGAAGAUCGGGUCAGGAUUUUUCUCUGAAGUUUUUAAAGUGACACAUAAGACGUCAGGCAAAGUGAUGGUGCUGAAGAUGAACCAGCAGCGGGCCAACCGGCCCAACAUGCUGCGGGAAGUUCAACUGAUGAACAAACUGAAACAUCCUAAUAUUUUAGGAUUUAUGGGUGUAUGCGUCCACGAGGGCCAACUGCACGCGCUCACGGAGUUCAUGGAGGGCGGUUCCCUGGAGCAGGUGAUACUGAGCAGGCCGCCCGAGCCGCUGCCCCAGCCGCUGCGCGUGUCGCUCGCCGCAGACAUGGCGGAGGGCAUGAUGUACCUGCACUCGCUGGGCGUGUUCCACAGAGACCUUACUGCUAAGAACGUAUUAUUAAGAAAAAAACCUGACGGUGAAUACACCGCUGUAGUUGCGGAUUUCGGUUUGGCAGCUAAAAUACCUCAUCCAAUGAACGGCUACCGGCUGCCGAGCGUCGGCUCGCCGUGGUGGAUGUCGCCCGAGUGCCUGCGCGGCCGAUGGUACGACAACCGCUCCGAUAUAUUCUCGUAUGGGAUCAUAUUGUGUCAGCUUAUCGCCAGAGUGGACGCCGACCCUGACGUGCUGCCGCGCACGGACAACUUCGGUCUCAACUACAUGGCGUUCGUGGAACUGUGCGACGAGCACACCGUGCCUGAGUUCCUCAGACUCGCCUUCAAUUGUUGCAUUUACGAGCCCAAGGCGCGGCCGCUAUUCCCGGACAUAGUGAGCAAGCUCGCCGAGAUCAAGGAGGGGCUCGACGACGCCGCCUGGGGCUGCCAUACGCCCAACACUUCGUACGACAGUGAGGAGGCAGACUCGUCAGGCGGUCGGUCGUGCAGCGCGGCGUCCGUGUGGCGCCGUCCGUUACGCAUGCGCUCUGAGAGCGCGCACACACACCGCGAUCAACGCAGCGCGGCGCACCGGCGCUCGCUGUCGGAGCUGGAGUGGGCGUGGCGCGCGGCGGGCGGCGGCGCGGUGGGCGCGGCGGGCGCGGCGCACCGCUCGGCCUGCGCGCUGCCGCCCGCGCCGCCCGCGCCGCCCAAGCUGGCGCGCCUGCACCGCCUGGCGCACAUCAUGCUGCUGCGCGACACGCACGCCGCGCCGCGCCCGGCCGCGCGCGCGCUGCACUCGUUCCGCGGCGUGCACAAGAUCCUGGAGCCGGCGCCGCACCGCUGCUCCAGCGGCGACCCGCCCGCGCUGUUCGCGCCCGCGCCCGCCGCGCCCGACGCCGACGAGCCGCGCUCCGCCUCGCUGCCGCCCUCGCCCGUGUUCUCGCGCCGCGCGCCCGACCUCGACAAGAGCGACUCGGCCGAGCUGCGGCGCCGCGGCUCCUGCGAGAGCGGCAUCUUCUCCGUCGCCAACGAGGACCUCUGCGCGCACCCCAGCUACGGCGCCAUGUGCCCGUGCUCGCUGAUGGGCUGCCCGCGCUGCUGGUGGUGGCGCCGCGACGGCGACGAGGAGCGCUCGCUGGACGAGUUCGACGAGCGGCCGCGCCUGCGCGCCUGCGGCGACUGCCUGGCGGGCUACGAGCGCCUGCUGCGCCGCCGCGCGCCGCCCGACGACUCGGCGCCGUCCACCGUGAGCUCGCUGCGCAGCCUCGACGACGAGGACAAGGAGGAGGCGUCGCCGUUCCUGUGCGGGCUGCCCGACGGCGACGACAGCCCGCGCGAGUACCACGUGCUGUCGCGCUGCUGCUGCGCCGGGCGCUGCGCCGACGGCUGCGGGGCGCACCGCCCGCUGGCGCCCGACGAGCUGCGCCGCGUGCUGCCGCGCGGGCUGUGCUUCCCGUCGCCGCUGCUGUCCGCCUGCAAGCGCACCUCCAGCGUGUACACGGACAGCUCGGAGGACGUCGCGUCGCUGGGCUCGGACAGCCUGUACGACGACCGCAUCCCGCGCCACGUGCGCUCCGCGCAGAUCUCCAAGAUCGUCGAGUACUUCGAGCGGAAGGGCGCCGACUUCAAGUGCGACAAGUUCAAGGGGCAGCGGCUCAAGAUGGGCGGGCUCGGCGGCAAGAUGGAGAUCCGCAUGGAGGCGCUGGGCGAGGAGGGCUGCGGCCGCAAGUGCGCGGCGCAGCGCCUGCUGGUGUGCGAGGGCGCCGUCAAGUCCAAGCUGCCGCUGUUCGACAAGAAGUCAUAGCGGCGGGGCGCCGGGCCCGAGCGGCGCCCCAGCCACUGAGGGCGCCGCCGCGCCCCUGUCUUGUGUCAAAUUUGGUGACUUCCAAUUGUAGCGUGUAACAGAAUUUUAAAGAUAUUUAUAUUCGCAAAUAUUAUACAUAUACAACUAAAAGAGCGAUAUUAUAUGAUCGGUAUGCGCGUCGUCGAGCAGUAUUUCCGAGGCUAGUGCCAAUUUAUACGGUGACAUGUUUAGGGACGACGCGUCGAGUGACUCGUCCCGCGUCCGUUUGACUGAGUGCGCCGUUGUGACGUCACGAAGCGGUGGCCUACGCCCUAUUGGGGACUUAGUGAAAAUAUUAUGUGAAAACGUCGAUUUAGUUAUAUCCCGGGAUGUGUAUUUUUCUUACUUAAUUAAUGGAGGCGGUGGACGCCGUGUAAAUAAUUAUUUAGAUUAAUUCCGGUUAAUAAUUUAUAUACAGAUAAUAAUUUAAUUUAUGUAUACAGUAUUACGUUAUUACUUGCCAGUUCACAUUAGGUGUAUAUAUGUUUAAAAUCCGUAAGUUAUUUCCUUUAUUUUUCAUAUUAAUAUUCGAAAGUGGCAACGUCGCAGCGCUUACGUGGAAUUUUAUUUUCUAUUUUGUCUGAAGCUUAUGUUUACAAAAUUUCCAAAUAAAUUUAUACUUAUUUCGUUUAUUUUUGCGGCCUCCGAUCCGAGGUUGAGUGAAUUCGUCCUGAAAGUUUAUGAACAAAAUUAUUUAUACAUCGGUGUCGCGUGCCUAGUCUUAUACAGCGCGUCACUUAGUCCAACUUUAGUGAAUACAUAGAUUAAUCGCACUUAGACAUAGAUAGGGGAGAAAAAAUUGGUUUAUACUAGUUAAUAAUUUAUUUUUCUUUCGAUGCGUGUCUACAAAGUAUUGACGAUUCUAACUAACUCUAAAUAUCUGUAUCAUCAUAUCCUUGAACUAUGUAUUUACCUUCAAUAUAAUAUGUACAAAUUUGUGUCAAAUCAAAAAAGCCAAUCAAUCGAAUAACUUGACGGAGAUUUUGAAUAAAAUUUCUCUAAGAACCUCUGAUUUGAUUUAUUUUACACCUUUUUGAGGUAAUUUUUUUUUUUUUUUAAGUACCGAUGCGAUGACAAAAUGUAUCGAAAAUAUUUUUUUUAUUUAUUUAUUUAGCAUAAAAAUCGCCGUCAAGUAUUACGAAAAUAGUAAUAAAAUUUAUCUUAGAAUAUUAAAGAUCAUUAUAAUCGAUUGAACACAUAUUUUUGUCAUAAUCAUUAUCGUCAGGGUAUUUGGAAAAUGUAAAUAUUGUAUAUUUAAUUAUAUUACAGAAAUAUCCCGAACGGACGUGUUUAGAAUUUAGUGCCAAAACAGAUUUCCUAAAUAUAUCCAUAAAAUCCACCUUGUCCACAUUCAGUCGGGAUUUUAA